UGAAGUUUCGGAUUUACUUUUUCCAACGACUCCGGUUUUGUAAUUAAUGAUUUAUACUGAGUUUCUGGUUUGCGAUGGCGUCGUCCACUGCAAGGGCAUUUCAAACUGUGAAACCACAUAUUCCACUUAUAAGGUUUCGUGGUGGAAAUCUUACAAAAGCAGCCAACUCCACAGUACUGGCCUCGAGUAACCAGUCUACAACCGAGACUUCACCACCCACACCUAAAGUUACAAACAUUGCAGCCCCAGGAGCUACCCUAGAAUCCCACCAAUUAUCUAGAAAGUAUGCCAGAAUACCUUUAUCAAUAGAAGAAAUGGAAUAUAUACAGAGAGGUGGUCCAGAUUGACAAUGAAGAAAAGGAGCAAUAGAACUGUUUUGAAUUAUUGUAAUUAUGUGUAUAGUGUAUUAUGGCCAUGUUAACAAUAAAAAAAAAAUCUUCAA
Ostrea edulis (European flat oyster) is the source of this 442-nucleotide messenger RNA. RefSeq names its product alpha-ketoglutarate dehydrogenase component 4-like. Gene Ontology annotation, biological process: 2-oxoglutarate metabolic process. Lineage: Eukaryota; Metazoa; Mollusca; Bivalvia; Ostreida; Ostreidae. The transcript has 4 exons. The record is from RefSeq and is a predicted model, not a curated record. Bases 75 to 347 code for a protein of 90 amino acids.